Messenger RNA from Drosophila mojavensis, 1370 nucleotides. RefSeq lists its product as uncharacterized. Bases 16 to 1290 code for a protein of 424 amino acids. The record is from RefSeq and is a predicted model, not a curated record. The transcript is spliced from 2 exons. Lineage: Eukaryota; Metazoa; Arthropoda; Insecta; Diptera; Drosophilidae.
AUAAUUCAUAGUUCCAUGUCCGACUUGGGUGUUGUGGGUCAGCCGCUGCGUGUGGGCUGUAAAUUUGAGCCUCGCCUGAGCAUGCGACGGAUCUACAACAAGAAAUGCUUUCGCGUCGAGCGCUAUCAGCAUGAGGUGGCCAAUCAUUAUCGCGACAUCCAGCUGCAACAGACCGCCACGUGGCAGCACAAACAGCAGCCAGGCGACCGUCGCCAGUUGCCCCACAGGCAACAGCAGCCAAAGUAUCGCCCACGCACUCGACUACGUCCGCUGGCUCCAAUGACCGUCAGCACUUCUAGUGUCCAAUUUCGUUGCGAACUACCCAUCCAUGUGCAAUACUAUCCCAGGUGUGUGUAUGUGUGUGUGUGGGUGUGGGUGUGGGUGUGGGUGUGCGUGUGGCGCAGUGGCGCCACCAAAAGGGGCCGUUUACCACCUGAAAGCGGCACGAGGACAAGAGCCAAUGAUGGCAGCCAAGGCAGCGCACGCAGCAGCAGCAGUCGCAGCAGCAGCAGCAACAAUUAUGAGCAGCAUGUGCUAAAUAUUAAUACAAGGGAAAGCCUACAACGGCAGCAGCAGCAGGCGCAGCAGAGGCAGCGACGUCGACGCAUAGAUCUGUACACGUAUUUGCAGUUGGCGAGCAGCUACUACGAACGGGGGUUGCAAGCAAAUAUCAAGUACCUGCAAUCGAUUGGCCAACGUAAUGCAAUAAAGCAACAGCAACGGCAGCAGCAGUUGCAGUUACGGUUACAGCCACAGCAGCAGCAGCAACAGCAGCAGCAACAGCAGCAGCACCAGAAGCAACGACGUCACUCAUUGGAAGCCUGGCCGCGACGGCAGAAAGCAGCAGUCGAGCAACCGCAGCAGUUGAACAGGUUUUUGAAUAGUUUGCAGCAGGGUGAGCGUUGCCAGACAUCAGUGCAGAACCAGGGCUCGAGCACAGACGCCAUUCGAGUGCACAUAACGGCCGGGCAGCGCAACAUAACGGACAUGUGCGAUUUUGCCAGGCAGAGUGGUGAAGAUAACAGCAACAAUAAAAGCAGCAACAACAACAACAGCAGCAGCAGCAGCAGCAAUAAUAGUUUUCACGUGUCGGCCAUCGAUCAACAGCAACAGCAUCGUAAGCUGUAUGAAAUAAUCGAUAACUUGAGCCAACUGCGCUUGUGCGAUAGCAGUCUGCCGCUCAUAACGCUUACCGACUGUACGCAACAGGUGGCGCUGUAUGGCGGUAGUUUUGAAAUAGCCGGCAGUUGUCCAAUGCAAAUACCCAACGAAGCCAGACCACCAACAUAAUAGAAUACAAUAACAACAAGUGCAAUUAGUUGCCAGAACAAACAACAAAGCAAACAAACAAACGAGCUGCAAAAUAUAUU